Molecule: messenger RNA, 4106 nt
Organism: Chelmon rostratus (copperband butterflyfish)
Lineage: Eukaryota; Metazoa; Chordata; Actinopteri; Chaetodontiformes; Chaetodontidae
Gene: erap1b
Product: endoplasmic reticulum aminopeptidase 1b
Exons: 19
Coding region: 159-2981 (940 amino acids)
Biological process (GO): peptide catabolic process; proteolysis
Cellular component (GO): cytoplasm
Molecular function (GO): peptide binding; metalloaminopeptidase activity; zinc ion binding
Source: RefSeq, a predicted model, not a curated record
UUCCUGGACUGUCUGUGUGAGCAGGAGACAUGAACAGAGGGGACGUUUCCUCCGCUGUCUCCCAGCAUGCAACGCCUCCCUCACCUCUUUCACUUUCACUCUUGAAGUAUUUGUGCUGAAACUGCGCGCAGAAGACGACACUGUGAGAGGAUUUCACCAUGUUCGCGGCUCCUCUCCUGCUCCUCCUGCUCCUUCCCUUUCCUCCCUCAUCAGGAGCGCAGCUACCAAACCAGGGCCAAGCCAAAGAUGCCCCCGUAGCCACCAACGGCCACCCAUUCCCCUGGGACCGCAUGAGGCUUCCUAAAACCGUCUCCCCCCUCCACUACGACCUGACCAUCCACCCCAACCUGACCACCCUCGACUUCACCGGCGUCGCUCGUAUCCUGCUGGAUGUGCACGAAGACACCAGCGCCGUCGUUCUCCACGCCAAGCAGAUGCAGGUAUCCAGCGUGCUGCUCCUCGCACCUGAAGGCGCGAGGCCCCUCCGGGUUCUGGAGUACCCCCAUUUCCACCAGCUCGCCCUGCUGUCCGACUCUGUGCUGACCAAAGGUAGGAGGUAUGAAGUUCAGCUGGGGUUUGCUGCCAACUUGUCUGACAGCUUCCACGGUUUCUACAAGAGCAGCUACCGCACCAGGAGUGGGGAAGUCCGGGUCCUGGCAUCCACGCAGUUUGAAGCCACCUUUGCUCGUGCAGCCUUCCCCUGUUUUGAUGAGCCGGCCUUCAAAGCCAACUUCACCAUACGGAUUAUCCGAGAGCCACGUCACAUAGCCAUAUCCAACAUGCCUAAGGUAAAAACUGUGGAGCUGCCGGGUGGUUUGCUCGAGGAUCACUUUGACACCACCGUGAAAAUGAGCACUUACCUGGUGGCCUACAUUGUGUCUGACUUCCUGUCUGUGAGCAAGACCACCCAGCACGGUGUGAAGAUUUCAGUCUACGCCGUACCCGAGAAGAUCGACCAGACGGCCUUUGCUCUGGAUGCUGCUGUCAAGCUGUUGGACUUCUACGAUGACUACUUUGAUAUUCCCUACCCGCUUCCCAAACAGGACUUGGCUGCUAUCCCUGACUUCCAGUCAGGAGCGAUGGAGAACUGGGGGCUGACCACCUACAGAGAGACGGGCCUCCUCUUCGACCCUGACAAGUCCUCAGCUUCAGACAGACUGGGUCUCACUAAGGUCAUCGCCCAUGAGCUCGCGCACCAGUGGUUUGGGAACCUGGUGACGAUGGAGUGGUGGAAUGACCUGUGGCUCAAUGAGGGUUUCGCCAAGUUCAUGGAGUACAUUUCUCUCGACAUCACCUACCCAGAGCUGCACGUGGAUGACUUCUUCUUGGGGAAAUGUUUUGAGGCCAUGGAGGUGGACUCCCUCAGCUCCUCCCACCCUGUCUCCACCCACGUGGAAAACCCCACCCAGAUCCAGGAGAUGUUCGACGACGUGUCAUAUGACAAGGGAGCGUGCAUACUGAAUAUGCUGCGGGACUUCCUGACUCCUGAGGCCUUUGAGAUUGGCAUCAUCCGAUACCUCAAGCGCUACAGCUACCAGAACACUGUCAACAGCCACCUGUGGGAGAGCCUGACUAAUAUUUGCAACUCGGAUGAAAUGGACGAAGGCCGAAUGAAACACAAGGAGUUCUGCUCCAAGCGCAACAGCGAGUCUGCAGCCUCAAAAUGGUACUCUGGUGAUGAGCUGGAUGUCAGGACAAUCAUGGACACCUGGACGCUGCAGGAGGGCUUCCCGCUGGUCACUGUGGAGGUCAGAGGUCGCGAGGUCAGGCUCAGUCAGGAGCGCUACCUGAAGACAGACGACCCCUCCCUCACUGAAGGAUUCCUGUGGCAGAUCCCACUGACCUACAGGACCAGCGUGUCCGAGACCACACACCGCUUCCUGCUUAAGACAAAGACGGACGUCCUGUACCUGCCGGAGGAGGUGGACUGGGUGAAGUUCAAUGUGGACAUGAACGGCUACUACAUGGUCCACUACGCAGGCGAGGGGUGGAACUCCAUUAUCAAACUGCUGCAACACAACCACACGGCCCUGACAAGCAACGACCGCGCCAGCCUCAUCCACAACGUCUUCCAGCUGGUCAGUGUCGGGAAGGUGAGGCUGGACACGGCUCUGGAGCUGUCUCUGUACCUGUCCAGGGAGACGGAGAUCAUGGCUGUGACUCAGGGCUUUGGAGAGCUCGUACCUCUCUACAAACUAAUGGAGAAGAGAGACAUGGCUGCUGUGGAGAACCAGAUGAAGGACUACAUUGUGGAUCUGUUUCGGGAUCUGAUUGACCGACAGAAGUGGACUGACUCUGGAUCAGUGUCUGAGCGAGUGCUGAGGAGCUACCUGCUGCUGUUUGGCUGCGUCAGGAACUACCCUCCCUGCGUGACCAAAGCCACCGAGCUCUUUAACAAGUGGAAGGACUCUGACAGCAACAUGAGCCUCCCUGUGGACGUCACCAUGGCUGUGUUUGUGAUUGGAGCUCGAACACCAGAGGGGUGGGACUUCCUGUUUGAGAAGUACCGCCACUCGCUGCAAAUGUCUUUAAAGAGCCGCAUGAAGACAGCAAUGGCUGUCAGCUCCCUGCAGGACAAGCUCAAGUGGAUGAUGGAGCAGAGCCUCCACGGUGAGGUGAUGAAGACUCAGGACCUCCCGGACGUGGUCGUCUCCGUCAGCAAGAACCCCCAUGGCUACAAACUAGCCUGGGACUUCCUCCGAGCCAACUGGCACAGCCUGAUCAAGAAGUUUGACCUGGGCUCUCACACCAUCUCAUACAUGGUGACUGGGGUGACCAACCAGUAUUCUACCAGGGAGAUGUUAGAUGAGGUGAGAGGCUUCUUUGGCUCCCUGACCGAGGAGACGGGCUCUGAGAUGAGGUGCAUUCGGCAAACCUACGAGACCAUCCAGGAUAACAUCCGCUGGAUGGACACCAACCUUCCCCUGCUGCAGGCCUGGCUGGACAAACGCAGCCACAGAGCCGUGCAUGAAGAUUUAUAGCUCCGGGGGAAACAAAACAGUCUAGACGGGAAAGUUAUGUCACAAAAGGCUAAAAAACUCUAAAUGCGAGGCUCAGAAAUGUGAUGAGUUUGUACAGCCUUGCAAGUCAGCUUUGAUUAUAACACCAGUGACUCCUGACUUGCCCUCCCUAAAUGUAAGGAUUAAAAAAGAAAAAAAAAGCUCCUGAGCCAUCUCAGCGUGUAUUGUUAAUGACCCCAAAUCUGACUGACCUGACUUGAGACUUAUGUGUCACCACUUAGGACUUACUUGUCACUUGCAUAACAAUGACUUUGUGCCACCUCUGUAAACUAUCGCCUGAAGAUUAAGAUGCUGUUCAAAGGGGGUGUGUCUCAGGUUCAAAGAGAUCUAAGUGAUAAUAGACUUCUUUAAAGAAGCCCCAUCAAUACGAAAAAAGGGUUAUUCCUCGCCUUAACAUUUGUGCUCAGAGCUGUGUCUGUGUGUGUGUUUGUGUGUGUAUUUGCUUGUUGAGGGUCUGUGUUUGUUUUGGGUGAAGUGAAGUGGGGGUGUGUGACCUUUUACCUGAAAGUUCAACUUGAGUGCAGUGUGACUCCUGUGUGAAUAUGUUGUGAAGUUUCAUUCAUGCUGCGUUAUCACUGCAGAGAGCAAUUUAUUGUACACUGCAGUACAAAAUAGUAAAUAUUGCAUUUUUCUCAAAUACUUAGGAACCAGACCACUCUUUCUCACCCAACAUGAGAAGAAAGAGCGAGAAAGAUGGCUUAUUGCCUCCAGACGGCAGUGAAAACGCUGUAAAAUGUGGGAACACCCUCAGCGACUUGAUUUCUGUUGAAGUUACCCUAAUGCACUUGUAAGAUUUUUGCACAGUGUGAGGGUUGUUGGAUCAUAGUAGACUUAAAAAUGCUUAAAAGUCAAGAUCACACUGCUGUAAGAGACUAUUUUUGCCCUGUUUGCUUGAGCUUCAUGUCACAUUCUGACACUACUGGCUCUUCUUGGUAGCAUUUUUACACGUUUUUUAAAUUUGACAAAAGAAAGUGCACUAUAAGGAAUGUGUUGAAGCAAAAAAGGCUGCAGCAGUUACUGUUAUUUUGUGAGAAGAAUGUUGUGUUGGUUAUUAAAUAUUGGACCAAUAAAGGUAAUUUGACUUAA